Molecule: messenger RNA, 1697 nt
Organism: Rhodotorula graminis WP1
Lineage: Eukaryota; Fungi; Basidiomycota; Microbotryomycetes; Sporidiobolales; Sporidiobolaceae
Exons: 7
Coding region: 88-1440 (450 amino acids)
Biological process (GO): Ras protein signal transduction; positive regulation of GTPase activity
Cellular component (GO): plasma membrane
Molecular function (GO): guanyl-nucleotide exchange factor activity
Source: RefSeq, a predicted model, not a curated record
CUCGAGCGCGACUACCUGCCGCAGGAGAUCUCGUUCAACGCCGACGGGCACGUGUCGGGCGGCACGCUCCGGUGCCUCGUCGAGCGCAUGACGCUGCACGACACGACGAUCGACGCCGCGUUCAGCAACACGUUCCUCCUGUGCUUCCGCAUGUUCACGACGCCGCUCGACCUCGCCAACCUCCUGUGGGCGCGCUUUGACCUCCUCAAGCAGUGGACGGCGCAGAAGUUGACGCCGGUCCGCCUGCGCAUCUUCAACCUGUUCAAGACCUGGGUCGAGAGCUACUGGCAGCAUCACCCGGACGGCGAGAUCGUCGACGGCCUCCUCGAGUGGUGCGCCGGCCGGCUCAAGGCGGCCAUGCCCUCGGCGAGUACGCGCCUCGCCGACCUCGCCGGCAAGACGCUCGUGCCCUUCUCGUCUCUCACGACCGGGUCGUCGUCGUCCUCCUCCUCCUCGUCGUCGGCCGCCAUCGACGCCUACUCGCCCUCGUCAGCCGCCGCCUCGUCCGCCCCUCCUCCCGUCGUCACCAAGUCGCUCGUCGCCAACCUGCGUCCCGCGCUCUCGGGCCGCCGGUCGCUCCUGUCGUCGGUCACCGAGAUCGACGCCCUCGAGCUCGCCCGCCAGCUCACCAUCAUGGAAUCGCGCGUCUACUGCUCGAUCCGGGCCGACGAGCUCCUCGGCGCGGGCAACGGCGGCGCGAGUUCGGGCUCGGCCAAGCACGUGUCGGAGUCGAUGCGCACGCCCAACGUGCGCAAGAUGAGCUCGUUGAGCACGAGGUUGACGGGCUGGAUCACCGAGGUGAUCCUCGGCGAGCAGGACCAGAAGCGGAGGACGGGCCUGCUCAAGUACUUCAUCAAGCUCGGCGAGCGCCUCCUGCACCUCGCCAACUACAACGCCCUGUUCGCCGUCUUUACCGCGCUCAACUCGUCGACCAUCUCGCGCCUGCGCAAGACGUGGGACGGCCUCGCGCCCAAGUACCGCUCGACGUUCGAGACGUUGCGCAAGGCGACCGACCACGGGCGCAACUACGCCGAGUACCGCCAGAAGGUCCGCCAAGCCGUCCCGCCGUGCCUGCCAUUCGUCGGGCUCUUCCUCACCGACUUGAUCUUCGUCUUCGAGGGAAAUCGGGCCGAGCGGCCGUCGCCCGCCGACUCGUCGCUCCUCCUCAUCAACUUUGACCGCUACCACAAAAUGGCGCGUAUCGUUGGCGAGCUGCAGCGCUUCCAGUCGCCGUACUCGCUCGUCGAGGUGCCGGAGAUGCAGGCGUACCUGUCGCAGGAGCUCGAAGGGCUCAAGCGAGGGCAGGACGCUCAGUCUCUCUACCGCCAGUCGCUCAUGAUUGAGCCUCGGCAGGGCGGGCCCGCCUCGUCGUCGGCCGCGAGCAUCAUCAGCUCGCAGGACAGCCACCGACCUCGCGACAUCUUCAACUGGCGAGGGUGAUUCCGCCUCGUCCAUCGUCGUCGUUAUCGCCCGACCACGCUCGAUCCUCCUCGACUCGCUCGCCUCGGCGGCGGCCACCUCUCCCUUCUCUCUCCUCUCCUCGCCUCGUCCAUCAUGUCCACGCGUUAUUGCCUCGCAUCCAUCCAUUUAUGCCGUAGUCCUGUUGUUCCCCAUUCCUCGUCGAGCGUACCCCCCUCGUCUCUCCUCAGACCUCGCGACGCCGUCGCAGCUGUGCAAGGUUGUUGUCAGUCCCUCUU